Molecule: messenger RNA, 277 nt
Organism: Paramecium octaurelia
Lineage: Eukaryota; Ciliophora; Oligohymenophorea; Peniculida; Parameciidae
Source: the annotation of a GenBank genome assembly
UAUGAAAAAGGUAAUAAUGAUAUGAAAAAUGUAAGGAGAUAUAUGGUAAAAGCAACAACAUGUGUGAACAAAACUUAUAAUUGAAGUAGAAGAAAUAAGAGUUAAAUAGCAAUUUACUCUAAAUAAACUGAGAGCGAAUAAUAGAAGGAAGAAAGCAAAGGAAAAAUAUUGAUAAACAAAUAACAUAAGCUUGGAAUAUCCAAGAGACAGGCUAGGAUUAAAAUAAAAAAUGGAUUAGAGAAUUAUUGGCAGGGUAGAAUAGAAAGUAAAAUAAAAU